This is a messenger RNA of Apis laboriosa (Himalayan honeybee), 1304 nucleotides long. Its product is annotated as dehydrogenase/reductase SDR family protein 7-like. NCBI's taxonomy places the organism in Eukaryota, Metazoa, Arthropoda, Insecta, Hymenoptera, Apidae. The transcript is spliced from 5 exons. Gene Ontology annotation, cellular component: membrane. Bases 138 to 1160 code for a protein of 340 amino acids. The record is from RefSeq and is a predicted model, not a curated record.
UUAAAGGUUAAAUUUUAAUUAUAACAUGUACAUAUAAUAUACAUUCUCUGAUGUAAUAUAUUAUUACUUUAAUUUCGUAUAGUUAUAUCGUCUUAGUUAUAUUUCAUAAAGUUGAUUUCAUAAAAAUACUUGCAAAUAUGACGGAAGAAUCCUUAAAAAGUUGGCAUCUUAUAUGGUGGUUAUUUAAAUUAUUUGGAUUUCCAAUUACUAUUCCAUGGUUGAUAUAUCAUUUUCUUGAUAUAAUGCAACAAAAAAGAAGAAAAAAAACACUCAAUGGAAAAGUUGUAAUAAUAACUGGAGCCAGUUCUGGAUUAGGAGAGGCAUUAGCACAUGUUUUUUAUGCUUGUGGUUGUAAAAUUAUUUUGAUUUCUAGACGAAAAGAAGAAUUGGAUAGAGUGAAAAAUACUUUAAUGAAUACUCAUGUUACAAUACCAACUUAUCCUCCAGUAAUUUUACCAGUAGAUAUAACUAAUAUAAAUAGUUUACAAACUGAAAUUACAAAAAUAAUAGAUAUUCAUGGAAGAAUUGAUAUUUUAAUUAAUAAUGCUGGUAUUUCUUAUAGAGGUGAAAUUAUUAAUACUAAUAUGGAUGUAGAUAUAAAAGUAAUGCUUACAAAUUACUUUGCUCAAAUUGCUUUAGCAAAAGUUAUUCUUCCAUAUAUGAUAAAACAACAGUCAGGUCAUAUAGUAUGUAUUAGUAGUAUACAAGGCAAGAUUUCAAUUCCAUACAGGUUGGAAUAUUUUAUAUUUAUAUUUAAAACUUAUUUUUCUUUAAAUUUUAAUUUGUAUAAUUCUAACAGAUCUGCAUAUGCAGCUUCUAAAUAUGCAUUACAAGCUUGGUGUGAUUGCUGUAGAGCAGAAUUACAUGAUCAGAAUAUAAAAAUUACAAUUGUUAGUCCUGGUUACAUAAAGACUUCUCUUUCUUUGAAUGCAUUAACAGGAAAUGGACAAAUUUAUGGAGUAAUGGAUAAAACAAUACAAGAAGGAUACUACCCAAAAUAUGUAGCAGACCGUAUUUUAAAAGCAGUAUUAAAAGAAGAAAAAGAUAUUUUAAUAACACCAUUCAUUCCAAAAGCUGCAAUGUAUUUACGCACAUUAUGUCCAUCAUUAUAUUUUUGGAUAAUGCAGAAACGAGCUAAAAAGACAAAGGAAAAAGAAUGAUAAUAUUUAAUGUAUGAUUAUUACAAACAGGGUAAACUGUAAUUUAAUUAUUUAUUAGUUCUUUUUUAUACAAAGUAUUUUGUUUUUAUCUUUGUAUUUAUACUAUUUUUUGUUAUUAUUUCAUUGUAAUUAAAACGAAAUAUG